Rotaria socialis is the source of this 432-nucleotide messenger RNA. The record is from the annotation of a GenBank genome assembly. NCBI's taxonomy places the organism in Eukaryota, Metazoa, Rotifera, Eurotatoria, Philodinida, Philodinidae.
AUGGCUACAAAUACCGAUCAGCAAAGAAAAUAUCGUGAAGAUGCAAAUGCAGUAGAAAAUUUUUCUAAAAGAUAUUACGAUAUAUUAGAUACACGAAGACAUAACGUAGAUAAGUUUUAUCAACCACAAGCAAAAUUAAUAUGGAAUGGAAGUGAAAUCAAUGGUCAAAGUGCUAUCGCUAAUCAUUUAGUUGCAUUGCCACCAACAAAACAUCACAUUUAUGCAUUAGAUUAUUUUCCUAUGAAAGAUCUGUUUCCCGAUGAAGAUACAACUUAUCAAGUGUUUGUCAGCGGUGCUGCUAUCUAUGGUACACCAGAAAGUACAACAAUAACAAAAGAAAAACGCCUAUUUUCACAUAUAUUCAUAUUGACAGUUGAUGUUGUAACAUCAACAUGGGUUAUUGCUAACGAAUGUUUUCGUUUCCAUGAAUAA